Guillardia theta CCMP2712 is the source of this 1323-nucleotide messenger RNA. RefSeq lists its product as hypothetical. Gene Ontology annotation, cellular component: cytoplasm; nucleus. Lineage: Eukaryota; Cryptophyceae; Pyrenomonadales; Geminigeraceae. Gene Ontology annotation, biological process: intracellular signal transduction; protein phosphorylation. The coding region runs from base 1 to 1323 and encodes 440 amino acids. The transcript has 5 exons. The record is from RefSeq and is a predicted model, not a curated record. Gene Ontology annotation, molecular function: ATP binding; MAP kinase activity.
AUGCCGAGACACAUCCUCCGGCGCAUCUUCAUGAGGGAUCAAGGGUCAGGCAUAACUCGCUCUCCCUCUGCGAGUCAAGCAGCGCCCAAGAAGGAGCAGGCCAAGAAACAGAACCUCAAGAAGUUCAGAAGAUCCGACCUGGAGGUGUCGGACAAAGUUGGGAAGGGAGCUUACGGGGGAGUGUGGCAAGCGACGAUCCUGGAGAGCGGAGAACGAGUCGUGGUGAAGGUGAUAUGGCCAGACGUCGAUCUUGACCCCGAGGACGCCAAGAAAUCGAGCCCGGGGCAGCACAGGAGGGACGCGUUCAAGCGGGAGAUAGAGAUGAUGAAGAGGGUAGGGAGCCAUCCCAACGUGAUCGGGAUCCUAGGAGCGACAGCAGACUCGACAGUGAUCGUCUUCGAAGAGGCGCUGGCAGAUCUGCACGUGGUGAUCAAACGGCAAAAGCGAUCGCUGAAGCUCUCGAUGAUCCUCAAGGGGACGGAAGACAUUCUGCGAGGCAUCGAGUACCUUCACAGCAUCAAAGUCGCCCAUCGCGACAUCAAGCCGGCUAACGUGCUGGUCUUCAAGGGCAUGACCCUCAAGAUCGGAGACUUCGGCCUGGCCCGCGAGUUCCAGGACGAGAACAUGGUGGUGAGAAACGAGGUCUCGACCCUCUGGUACCGUGCGCCCGAGCUGCUGAUGGGCUGCGCCUCCUACACUCCCAAGAUCGACGAGUGGUCGGCAGGCUGCAUCGUGCUGGAGAUGCUGAGCGGGCGCUGUGCACUGAUGGGGAGGGUGGAGGACGUUUGCGACUGCCCGCAGGCGACUCACUUCAACUUCAACCGCGAUCAGCUGAUCAAGACGUUCAGCCUCGUCGGGACGCCGACAGAUUCGAAGCUGUUGGCUAAGAUGAACUGCUCCUGCCACUUCCUCUCCUGGCCCUCCCAGCGCGCGAGCCUGCCGGAGCUGGUCGGCAGCCUGAUCAGCAAGGAGAGGAUCGAGAAGGACGACAGCCCGAACGUGUUGGAGCAGGAUGUCAAGGAGUCGAAGGCGAAAUGGAUGCAGUUGCUAGACUCGCUGCUGGUGGUGGACCCGGAAAAGAGGAAAAGUUCUAGUGAGGUACUGGAGCUCCCUAUCUUCUACCACCCGGAGCAGUCGCGCAGUGAGACGCCGAGCGGGAGGAAGGAGGAGGAGCACAAAAUCUUUCGAACUCAGUCCGUCCCCUCCUCUUCCUCCCCCAAGCCCUCCAUGUCCAAGAACCUCCUCCUCCAACCCCUGCGGAGAAUUUCCCUCGGCAUGGAGAAACUUCGAAACUCUGAUGGAGGACCGACGGGACAGCAGUGA